Lindgomyces ingoldianus is the source of this 3070-nucleotide messenger RNA. RefSeq lists its product as uncharacterized. Lineage: Eukaryota; Fungi; Ascomycota; Dothideomycetes; Pleosporales; Lindgomycetaceae. The transcript is spliced from 4 exons. The record is from RefSeq and is a predicted model, not a curated record. Bases 398 to 2857 code for a protein of 819 amino acids. Gene Ontology annotation, molecular function: ubiquitin conjugating enzyme activity.
UUUAUCACUUCUCAAAUUCCUUCACUCCCAUAGCUUUCGCGACUGCCUUCAGUUUCAGGAUCUAUACCAAUAGAGGAUAUUCACGGGUAGUAUUCGCAUCAGCCUUGCCUAUGGACAUCGCUUCAAUGAGGCUCUCCGUCACUUAGCCUUGCCUUACCCUUCAUUCAUGACUGCCUAGUCACCCAUCCCAAGAUUUGUACAAAGCAUCUGGACACUUUCAAACUUAGGCCAUCGCAUCACCGCUACUUAAAGGACAUUAACUUGCCCCAUCUCUUUCCCUGUAACUUUCCGCACCUCUUUCUCACAACCACAAACUCCCUCACAAAACUAGGCUCAAUAGCUAAUUUCAAGCCUUGCGGACUAAAUCCCCAACGAGCUCUGUUAUAGGACCGCAGAUAUGGCCUACUACGGAAACCUACGAGACACUGUUCGUGUAGAAGAUGAUGAAGCCAGCCUGCGGUUAGCCUUGCAGCUGCAUGAAGAGAUGAAUGGUGAUAUAGCGCUUCCGGUUACGAAGACGGCUCCGAAGUCUUUUGUGACUAUUGUUCCACACGGCGACGACUGUGAUGCCGACUUAGCCUACGCUAUGCAACUCAGCGCAGAAUUGAAUGGCGGCCAAGCAUCUGCUACUUUGCAAACCUUCGAGCCACCAAACUAUGGUCCACCGCUAGAUUCUCCGGGUUUUUCCUCAACAUCUAAUGCGUCCAUUCGGGGGGUUGCUGGCUACGAAGGCGGAAAGCUCCACCCAUAUCAUGAUGAACAUCGCUCAAACUCGACUUCGACUUCUAGGACCUUCACUACGUUCAAUGAAUUCGCUUCCCAUGUGCGGACUAGAAAAUGUGCUCUUUGUAACACGAAGUUAAUUAAUGGUCAACAAGAUAUUGAGGAGUUAUUUAAGAGUUGGUUGAAUGGGAAGAGUGCUGCAUCUUCCAGGGUUAAAUGCAAACGCUGCUCAACAUCCACGUGCGUUGGAUGCAACUCAAAGCCGUCCGGCAAGAACUUUCCUACUCAAACGAACGUCCAGGGCACCCAGCUGAGUUGGUGUUGCAGCCAUGGCCGCCUUUUCCUCGUCUGGGUAACUCUUUGCGGAAUGGACCAGCAAUACUGCAGCGAGAAGCUACGGGAGGCUGCUAAGACCGGAACUCGUCGUGUUGGUUCCUCUUCCUAUAGUCACCAUGAUACUGGCAUUGGCUAUGGUGGUGGUCGUCCAGGGGAGGACCUAGCCUACGCCAACUCGAUGAAGCCCAUAAUGUAUACUAGUGGUCCCGGUCAUCAAUUUCUCCAACCCAAGCCUGCUCAGGAUGCUGGUAAGAUGAAGGCUCAAAAUGCCCAGCAAGUUUCCGAUAGCUUCAUUCAUAUGGUCCUUGGAUUCCUUGUGGAGCUUCUGCCAUCGCUAGAUAGACAAUCUAGCUUCGAUAUGGACCCUCCUGAGGCGGUAGUAUCGAUGCUGCUCAAUAGCAAGAUCUUGAACAAGGCCGCUGAGCUCCUCCGUAACGACUCACUUGAGGAUGCGACCAAACGGAAGGAUCUCUAUCAAGCGCUGCUGAACUUUCUCCGAGCAAUUGGAAACCAUCAUGUAACGGCCAGCAAGACGAUGUUUAGCGAAAGAGUGCUGCGCCCUGACACUGUCAACCUUCUUACUCUCUCAUUUGGAGGAAAUCCCGGUAGUGGAAAGGCAAAGGAGGAUACGUCUUCAUCCCUUGGAGACUGCCUCCGAAACCUCAAUCUCCAGAGCAACAUGAUGUUGCAAGGCGCCCAGCUCAACGAGAAAGAGUUCCGCAACCAAGAAGGCCAAGAUAUGCUCUGGCUCUGUCGUCAAGUCUCCGAUCUUUCGGAAUAUCUGCUCGUAAAUACGAAAGCAGGUAGCGGCGCAGUUUCGAAGAACCAAGAGGCCGAGAAUAUCAACCAUUGCAUCGUGGAAGUGCCAGACCAGCAAAUAUUUGCCAAUUAUCACUAUGCAGCCACCGCUCGCGCAAUUACACAGUCUCCCCCAGGAAGAAUGAAGCGACUGAUUACGGAGAUCACAACGUUGACGACGGGGCUCCCACCGGGUAUCUUUGUCAAGUAUGCGGCGUCCCGACUAGAUGUAAUGAAAAUCAUCAUUGUCGGUCCGGUCGGAACACCUUACGAGAAUGGUCUCUUCGAAUUCGACCUACUCUGCACGGGAAACUUCCCCUUUGAGUCCCCGAAGGUAACCUUCAGGACCACAGGUGGUGGGACAGUGUGUUUCAACCCUAAUCUCUAUGCGGAUGGUAAAGUCUGCCUCUCUCUCCUUGGAACCUGGCAAGGGGAGCCAUGGCGUCCCGCGCAGUCAACCAUUCUCCAAGUCUUGGUCUCGAUCCAAGCAAUGAUUCUAUGCGAUGAGCCGUACUGUAACGAGCCUUCAAAUGAGACGUAUCGAGGCCGCCCAGAAUCGAAGGCAUUCAACAAGACGAUAGAAGGGUUCACAGUACGCUACGCCAUAAUGGACUGGCUCCAAAGCGCCCAUCCUGUGUGGAACGAUGUCGUAGCCUCGCAUUUCAAGAAGAACGCACAGGCCAUCCUCCAGACAGUCUUGCGGUGGGAGCAGCAUGGCCUUGGGGUCCAUCCUCCACGUGGUUGGGUAGGAAUGGUUGGACCUGGGCAGGGGAAAGCACGGGCUGAGGUCGUUUCAACCUUGCGGCCGCAGCUGGAGAUGCUCUUGCAGAAGUUUGGCGCAAACCCGGUUGCGGGACACACCGCAAGCCCGAAAGCUCUUAGCCCAAGUCACGGUGGCAAUAGACACCCUCCGGGAUAUGGAUCGCAAUCCCCAGGUCGCGGUGGAUAUGGUCUAGGUAGUUUUGGAGGCAGACACGGUAUGCCUGGUGGCUAUUACUGAUCGCAACACAUUCAUCGGUUGCUCGCUGGAGAUUGAUGCAAUGUUGCACACAAGAAUGAUGGAGGGGAAAGAUAUGAUCUGGGCACUGGCAAUCUCUUAACGUAAACGAUACUGGGCAGGAGUUUUCUUGAGCACAUGCGAAUUUUAUUCACUUUUCCAGGCUUAAUAUUUUGGAAGCUGAGCUCUAGAGUGCAUUUGAGUAAUGAAUUCCAG